AUGGAGCAGAACCAGCUGGACCGAGAAACCUUGUCCUGUUCGAUCUGUCUGGAUCUACUGAAGGAUCCGGUGGCUAUUCCCUGUGGACACAGCUACUGUAUGAAGUGUAUUAAAAACUUCUGGGAUGAAGAGGAUCAGAAAGGAAUCCACAGCUGCCCUCAGUGCAGGGAGACCUUCACACCGAGGCCCGUUCUGAAGACAAACACCAUGUUAGCAGCUUUAGUGGAGCAGCUGAAGAAGACUGGACUCCAAGCUGCUCCUGCUGAUCUCUGCUAUGCUGGACCUGAAGAUGUGGCCUGUGAUUUCUGCUCUGGAAGAAAACUGAAAGCCAUCAAGUCCUGUUUAUUCUGUCUGGCCUCUUUCUGUAAGAAACACCUUCAGCCUCAUUAUGAUUCAGCUGCAUUCAAGAAACACAAGCUGGUGGAGCCCUCCAAGAACCUCCAGGAGAACAUCUGCUCUCGUCAUGAUGAGGCUGGUGGAGAAACCCUGGACUAGAUGAUGGAGGGAAUGGAGGCUGGGAUCCUGGUUGCUGACGACGGCCCUCUGACAGACGCCUUUCCUUUGGACAUCUUUAACGUGGCUGUGGUGCUAGAGGAGAAGAUCAGCCUUCAUGACCUCAGAAAUGUUCCCAACACCUUUGUUCAUGGGAGCAAUCUGCUGCCUUGACCUGGAGGAUCUCCACCAGAUGAAGUCCUUUUUGACUUCCUUCAAAGAGUCAUGAAGGUUAAACCAGACCAGAGC
Molecule: messenger RNA, 741 nt
Organism: Fundulus heteroclitus (mummichog)
Lineage: Eukaryota; Metazoa; Chordata; Actinopteri; Cyprinodontiformes; Fundulidae
Product: E3 ubiquitin/ISG15 ligase TRIM25-like
Exons: 2
Coding region: 1-495 (164 amino acids)
Source: RefSeq, a predicted model, not a curated record